This is a messenger RNA of Ictidomys tridecemlineatus (thirteen-lined ground squirrel), 3533 nucleotides long. It is a transcript of the gene Tox4, whose product is annotated as TOX high mobility group box family member 4. Gene Ontology annotation, molecular function: chromatin DNA binding. Lineage: Eukaryota; Metazoa; Chordata; Mammalia; Rodentia; Sciuridae. The record is from RefSeq and is a predicted model, not a curated record. Gene Ontology annotation, cellular component: nucleus. Gene Ontology annotation, biological process: regulation of transcription by RNA polymerase II.
UAGCCAUUCCGUACGAUUGGCGCCUGACUCGUUGCCGUCUCCUUCCAAUCAGCCGAGUGCGACGCACGUCCUUGGGGAAGUGACGCACUUCGAGUCCAGUGGGGUUGGUGGGAGAGAUGAGGGGAUUGAGACGGUGGUAGCGGUUGUGUGAAGAUGGAGUUUCCCGGAGGAAAUGACAAUUACCUGACGAUCACAGGGCCCUCACACCCCUUCCUGUCAGGGGCCGAGACAUUCCAUACACCAAGCUUGGGUGAUGAGGAAUUUGAAAUCCCACCUAUCUCCUUGGAUUCUGAUCCCUCACUGGCUGUCUCAGAUGUGGUUGGCCACUUUGAUGACCUGGCAGACCCUUCCUCCUCACAGGAUGGCAGUUUUUCAGCCCAGUAUGGGGUCCAGACAUUGGACAUGCCUGUGGGCAUGACCCAUGGCUUGAUGGAGCAGGGCGGGGGGCUCCUGAGUGGGGGCUUGACCAUGGACUUGGACCAUUCUAUAGGAACUCAGUAUAGUGCCAACCCACCUGUUACAAUUGAUGUACCAAUGACAGACAUGACCUCUGGCUUGAUGGGGCAUAGCCAGUUGACCACCAUUGAUCAGUCAGAACUGAGUUCUCAACUGGGUUUGAGCUUAGGGGGUAGCACCAUCUUGCCACCUGCUCAGUCACCUGAGGAUCGUCUUUCAACCACCCCUUCACCUACAAGUUCACUUCAUGAGGAUGGUGUUGAGGAUUUCCGGAGGCAACUUCCCAGUCAGAAGACAGUGGUAGUGGAAGCAGGGAAAAAGCAGAAGGCCCCAAAGAAGAGAAAAAAGAAAGAUCCUAAUGAACCUCAGAAACCAGUUUCAGCAUAUGCUUUAUUUUUUCGUGAUACACAGGCUGCCAUCAAGGGGCAGAAUCCUAAUGCCACCUUUGGAGAGGUUUCAAAAAUUGUGGCUUCCAUGUGGGACAGUCUUGGAGAGGAACAAAAACAGGUGUAUAAGAGGAAAACUGAAGCUGCCAAAAAAGAGUAUCUAAAGGCUCUGGCUGCAUAUAAAGACAACCAAGAGUGUCAGGCCACUGUAGAAACAGUGGAAUUGGAUCCAGUGCCACCAUCACAGACUCCUUCACCGCCACCUGUGGCCACUGUUGACCCAGCAUCUCCAGCACCAGCCUCAACAGAGUCCCCUGCCCUGUCGCCUUGCAUCGUUGUUAACUCCACUCUUUCGUCCUAUGUGGCAAACCAGGCAUCUUCUGGGGCUGGGGGUCAGCCCAAUAUCACGAAGUUGAUUAUUACCAAACAGAUGUUGCCCUCUUCUAUUACCAUGUCUCAAGGAGGGAUGGUUACUGUUAUCCCAGCCACAGUGGUGACCUCCCGGGGGCUUCAAUUAGGUCAAACUAGUACAGCUACCAUCCAGCCCAGCCAGCAAGCCCAGAUUGUUACUCGGUCAGUGUUGCAGGCAGCAGCAGCAGCUGCUGCUUCUAUGCAACUGCCUCCGCCUCGACUACAGCCCCCUCCAUUACAACAGAUGCCUCAGCCCCCAACUCAGCAGCAAGUCACCAUUCUGCAGCAGCCUCCUCCACUUCAGGCCAUGCAACAGCCUCCACCUCAGAAAGUUCGAAUCAAUUUACAACAACAGCCACCUCCUCUGCAAAGCAAGAUUGUGCCUCCACCCACUCUGAAAAUGCAGACUACCUUAGUCCCACCAGCUGUGGAAAGCAGUCCUGAGCGACCUAUGAACAGCAGUCCUGAGGCCCAUACAGUAGAGGCAACCUCCCCUGAGACCAUCUGUGAGAUGAUUACAGAUGUAGUUCCUGAGGUCGAAUCUCCUUCUCAGAUGGAUGUUGAAUUGGUGAGUGGGUCUCCUGUGACACUGUCACCCCAGCCUCGCUGUGUAAGGUCUGGUUGUGAGAACCCUCCCGUUGUGAGUAAGGAUUGGGACAAUGAAUACUGCAGCAAUGAGUGUGUGGUGAAACACUGCAGGGAUGUAUUCUUGGCCUGGGUAGCCUCUAGAAAUUCAAACACUGUGGUGUUUGUGAAAUAGUCUUUCUUGUUGUACUCCAAGCCGGUGAAGAUCUAUAUACUGGGAACAACUCCAAGAGUCUGUUUUGAAACUCAAGCUUGGCUUCUGGUAGUGCCUGAUCAAGCUUUGAUGGUCCUUCAUGCUUUAUCCCCUUUUCCUUCCUUUAGCAGAGACCAAGUUACAGAGCAGGGCCACGGAGUUUGCUGUAUUCUGGAAUUACUCUUUACUUUUAACUAUAAGCAGAAAUAUCAGGAAAACAGCAAAGCAAAGGGCAAAAGGAGUAUGGAUAAGCAAAUCAUAGGGGUUAUAUGGGUGGUGGUAUGGGUGCUUAGAGAAACUCUGAUGUAAUUGUCAUAGAACUUGCCUAAAAUAUAAUUAAAAUGAUGGGAGAAUUAUUCAAUCUUGAUGCUAGGAGAAAACACCACUGUGUGCAUUCAUUUUAAGAGGGAUUGGGGGAAAAGCUCAGUAGUAGAGAGGUUCAAUCCUCAGCAUUCCCCCCAAAAGCAGGGGAUGAAUAAGAGAUAGCAUUACUAAUAUAUCAUUACACUGCUUUGACAAAAGUUUUCAGCACAGUAGGCACAUUGAGCUAUAGAGAAAAUGGCAUCACCCAAGAGUUUAUUUUUCUUUACAAAUUUUCUGCAGUCAACAGCCUUCCUCAUCUGACUUGUUAUCAAAACUUGAAUAGGGAGACCCCACCCUUAAAUUAUCAUAAGAGGCUUCACCAAAGCCUUUUUUAAAAUGUUCUAUUAUCAGAUAAAAGUUAGAACAGCAGUGUUUUCAUUUGCAUAAUGUAGGUCAAUUCUCUGUAUACUCUUGGCACUUCCUAAGAUGAACUUACUUGAUUUUUCUUGGAAAUAAACUAUAGAAUAAUAGAUGAGCAAAACUACACAAUUGUAACAAUAAGUAAAAGUUUAGAGCAUAACAGCCCUAGUGGUGAUGGUCUUAAGUAAACUCAAAUUUAUUUAACUUGAAAAAUACUUUCCUAGAGAACCUCCUUAUUCAACCAUGGUUGGAUAAGAAUCACUAAUUGCUAAUCACUUGAUUCUGUACAGACCUUGUUUUUUAAUGAUCAACAUGUCUGUGCUUUCCAUGCAAUCAGUUUAAGUUUAAAACCCUUACAAUCACCUAAUGAGAUAGAUAACAUUGCUAUUUCACUUAGAAGAAAUUAUACUUGAGAUAUGAGUUUGUACAAGAACACACAGUUAAGUAAUAAAGCCAGAAUUUCACCUCAAAAUCCUAAUUAUAAUACAAACCUUUAUUUAAAUAAGGGGAAAAGCUAUUGUACAAAUACAAUUCUUCAGGUGUAGCCUACAAAGUCAUGGCUCUGGGUGCUUAACCUUGUAAGCAAGUGCUUCUAUAAAUUCUUAGGUUUAGAGAUGAUACCAUCUGGAUACCUUUGCUUGAACCGUGCAACUACGUCUGGGUCUAGUAGGUGGAUCCCAUCCAGUUGGUUUCCAAGGGUGAUCCUGAAACAUGUCAAACAGAAAUCCUGGAAUUAAAGGGCUUUAUUAUUAAAAGAUGCAGAUGUUUUAUUAAGACUG